Messenger RNA from Amblyraja radiata (thorny skate), 879 nucleotides. Its product is annotated as gastrula zinc finger protein XlCGF8.2DB-like. The annotation marks the transcript as partial. Gene Ontology annotation, cellular component: nucleus. Gene Ontology annotation, biological process: regulation of gene expression. Lineage: Eukaryota; Metazoa; Chordata; Chondrichthyes; Rajiformes; Rajidae. The transcript is spliced from 2 exons. The record is from RefSeq and is a predicted model, not a curated record.
CAGGUUCACACGGGCGAGAAGCCCUAUGGCUGCUUCACCUGUGGCAAGAGCUUUUCCCGGUUGUCGGGGCUGCGGGUGCACCAGCAGGUACACAGCAGUGAACGGCCCUUCACCUGCUCCGACUGCGGAAAAGGUUUCAAGUUGUCGCCGGAACUGAAUGUGCACAGGCGCCUGCACACCGGGGAGCGACCCUACACCUGCAGCAACUGCGGCAAGGGCUUCACCCAGACCCAAAACCUGCGGUUGCACCAGUGCACCCACAUCGGCGAGCGCCCCUUCACAUGCGCCCAGUGCGGCAAGGGCUUCACCAGCUCCACCAGCCUGCUGUCCCACCAGCGGGUGCACUCCAGCAAGAGGCACUUUGGCUGCUCCGACUGCGGCAAGGACUUCAAGGGGGCGCAAAAUCUGAAGAUCCACCAGCGGGUGCACACGGGCCAGAAGCCCUAUGGCUGCUCCACCUGUGGCAAGAGUUUUGCCCGGUCGUCAGGGCUAUGGCGGCACCGGCAGGUGCACGGCAGUGAGUGGCCCUUCACCUGCUCCGAUUGCGGCAAAGGCUUCAAAUCGUCCACGAACCUGACGGUUCACUGGUGCCUGCACACUGGGGAGCAGCCCGACACCUGCAGCGACUGCGGCAUGGGCUUCACCCGCUCCACCAGCCUGGUGCUGCACCAGCACACCCACACCGGCGAGCGACCCUUCACCUGCGCCCAGUGCGUCAAGGGCUUCAUCAACUCCUCCAACCUGCUGUUCCACCAGCGGGUGCACGCGUACGACCGCCCCGUCUCCAGCCCGGUGUGUGAAGAGAGUUUUGCCAUGGACUCCCACACCAGUGGCCACUCGCGGGUGUUGCGGCAUCACCGACGGGCCCACGCCGGCUAG